Argiope bruennichi is the source of this 989-nucleotide messenger RNA. RefSeq names its product glutathione S-transferase Mu 1-like. Gene Ontology annotation, biological process: glutathione metabolic process. The record is from RefSeq and is a predicted model, not a curated record. The transcript has a single exon. Gene Ontology annotation, molecular function: glutathione transferase activity. NCBI's taxonomy places the organism in Eukaryota, Metazoa, Arthropoda, Arachnida, Araneae, Araneidae. Bases 85 to 750 code for a protein of 221 amino acids.
UCAGUCUAUCUUUUAUAACUGUGUAUUUUAUUUUUUCUUCACUGUAAUUUUCUUCAUUAAUUUUUGCUAAUCACCCUUUACAACAUGCCCAAACCUAUUCUAGGAUAUUGGGAAGUCCGUGGAUUGGUUGAGCCAAUAAGAUAUCUUCUACAUUACAAAAAUGUAGAUUUCGAAGACAAAAGAUAUUCAUUAAGUGAUCGUUCAGAAUGGGAAAAGGAUAAAUUUAAUCUGAAUUUGGAUUUUCCAGAUCUACCAUAUUACAUAGACGAUGAUGUAAGAAUGACUCAGAGUAAUGCUAUACUGAGAUACUUAUCUGGAAAAUUUGGUCUGGAUGGAAAGACUGAAGAAGAGAAGAUUCGAGUAUUUCUAGCUGAGCAACAAAUUAUUGAUCUUCGUGAUAAUUUGAGCCGAUUAACACUCGAUGAGAAUUUUGAGGAGCUAAAACCGGAAUUCAUGGCUAGAACUCCAUUCCAAAUGAAACUGUUCGCUGAUUUUCUCGGACAAAGAACUUUCAUUUCUGGCGAUACAAUCACAUAUGUUGAUUUUAUGGCUUACGAAAUGAUUGACUUUUAUCACUACUUCAUGCCCAAAUUUCUUGCAGACUUCCCAACGCUGAGAGAUUAUAAAGAAAGAAUCAGAAAUUUACCAGGAAUAUUGAGAUAUAUCAACUCACCAGUUUUCAAACGUUGGCCUAUUUACUCUAAAAAUGCUAAAUUUGGAACGCGAGGUCCUGAACCCAAGCAGCUAUAGCUUAUAUAUGUAUAUAUUUUUAAAUUUAAAUUAGAGGCUGAAAUGCAUGAAAAUUAACUUUGAGCACUAAAGAGAAAAAUUUAAUGAACAAUUCCAAUUGUAGUUUAAAAAUAUGUUUAAUGUCAUUGUACAAGACAAAAAAUAGCCCAAUUAUUAUUGAAUUUUUGUGCAACAUUUUUUUCAUAGGCGUUUUAUACUAACUUAGUUGAGAAUAUUGUGCAUAUUGUAGCAAAAUAAAG